Messenger RNA from Panicum hallii, 1657 nucleotides. Its product is annotated as protein TWIN LOV 1. The transcript is spliced from 7 exons. The coding region runs from base 219 to 1319 and encodes 366 amino acids. The record is from RefSeq and is a predicted model, not a curated record. NCBI's taxonomy places the organism in Eukaryota, Viridiplantae, Streptophyta, Magnoliopsida, Poales, Poaceae. Gene Ontology annotation, cellular component: nucleus.
GUGGCUGGGUGCUAAUCACUCAGCGGUCAGCACUCGAGCAGUUCAGAGCUGCCCCCGAGAGAGAAAACACAAGCCAAACUGAGCCCCCGCACAAAACGAACAAAAAAAAAAGGCCUCGAGGAAAAUUCCGCAGCCAUAGCCCCCGCUUCCCCCGCGCGCAGAUCUUUUCUCCUCGCUCCCCUUCCCCGUCGAUCACGCGCCGGCGAGGAGACCCCCGGAUGGCGAGCUCCGGCGCGGAGGAGGCAGACCCGGGGGAGCGGGAGCGGGAGGAGCACGGCGACCUCCACCACCAGCGCCGCCUCGCGUCCUCGCUGACGGCGCGGUACUCGGACUGGGUGCUGGAGGCGCUGGACGAGCUCCCGGGGAGCUUCCUGCUCACGGACCCGGCCCUGGCGGGCCACCCCAUCGUCUACGCCUCCCGGGGCCUCACCGCGCUCACCGGCUACGCGCGCCGCGAGGUGCUGGGCAGCGGCGCGCGCGUCUUCCAGGGCGCCGCCACCGACCGCGCCGCCGUCGCGGGGGUGCGCGAGGCCGUGCGGGCGCAGCGCGCGCACCAGGUCGCCAUCCUCAACUACCGCCGCGACGGGUCCCCGCACUGGGUGCUGCUGCACCUCGCCCCCGUCUUCCACGCCCGCGACGGGAGCGUGCUCCACUUCCUCGCCGUGCAGGUGCCCAUCGACGACGCCGGGCGGGGGGCGGGGGCGCCGUGCCGCGGCGCGCAGGGGGCGGUCCUCGCCGCGUGCCGCGAGGAGGCCAGGGUGGAUGAUGAUUUCCCGUGCGCGAGCUACUCAGGGAAGGUGUUCGUUGAUAUGGAUAAGAGAGGUCUGGAGGCUGAGAAACCGCGCGUAGCUAGUGAUAGUGAGAAAGAGAAGGCAAUAAGUACGGCUAACAGCAUCGUCGCUGCGCUGAAUCGCUACAGCAAGCUAACUGGUCUAGUGGUCAGCGGGAAGAGAUGUGACUCUGUUGGCAUCCCAGCACUCAGUUCUUCAUUAAACCUUUCUCUCGGUAGAAUCAAACAGAGCUUUGUAUUGACUCACUCCUGCUUGCCUGAUAUGCCAAUAAUUUAUGCUAGCGAUGCUUUUUUAUCAUUAACAGGAUACUCAAGAGAGGAAAUAUUGGGUUGUAAUUGCAGAGUCUUAAACGGUCCAGGUACUAGCUUGGAGGUUAUAGAGGAGAUAAAUCAGCAUAUUUGUUCUGAGCAGGCAUGUACAGUGGAUCUACUAAGUUACAGAAAAGAUGGAAGUUCAUUCCCUGAUCUUCUACAUGUAUCUCCUAUCAGAGAUGCUUCAGGUCGCAUUUCAUAUCUGGGUUCACCUUGACGUGGGUGCAAAGCACGACUUCAAUGGUUUGACCCCUGAGGUAUGGCAGCUUGGAGCUGUUGGUGCGGUGAGAGUUGCAGUGAGAGGCUUGUCGGCAUCAGGUAGCCUGUUGAGACCGUCCCAAUAGCGACUGGAGUCUCCUCGCCAUUUCAUGACAUGUCGACUUGCCAAUGUACAUCGCUGCUGGCUAUUGUAUGUAAAAGUAACUGCUUAGCACAAGAAUGAAAAUGAAUUCAUUUGUAAGGGAAAUUCUUGGUAAAUACAGGAUGAUCUUGUGAUUAUGUAACCAUCAGAAAUGAAGCAAAGGAAUGGAAAUAGAGGCUCCAGAAGUUCUCCGA